Molecule: messenger RNA, 834 nt
Organism: Exophiala bonariae
Lineage: Eukaryota; Fungi; Ascomycota; Eurotiomycetes; Chaetothyriales; Herpotrichiellaceae
Exons: 3
Coding region: 1-834 (277 amino acids)
Biological process (GO): carbohydrate transport; transmembrane transport
Cellular component (GO): membrane
Molecular function (GO): carbohydrate:proton symporter activity
Source: RefSeq, a predicted model, not a curated record
AUGGCCGGAGGAACGAGAUACAAUUUCCUGGCGGUAUUUUUCGUCGCCCUGGGCAGUUUCACUUAUGGCUUCAAUUCGGCUAUCAUGGGCCUUGUGAUUGGCCUCCCUGCAUUCUUCCAAUACUUCCAUAUCAGCCUCAAUGACACUAAUGGCAAUCAGAUUACUGGAGCGACAAACGGUCUAUACUCUGGAGGAGGCAUAAUAGGAUGCGCUUUGGUUCCAUGGUUACUCGAUCGUCUUGGUCGAACCCGCAUCAUGCUCAUUGGACUGAUUGGCUGUGCAUGUUCUUUGAUAUGUUUCACAGCCAUGGUGGCCACCUUUGGUGGCACAGACAAUCGCGUCGGCAAUGGUAUGGGUGUAUUCUUCCUGUUUCUCUUCGUGUUCUUCUACGGAGGCUGUAUGGGUGCCACUUCAUAUGUUUACUGCACUGAGUUGUUCCCCACGAACUUGAGAGCACAAGGAGCUGGUUUCAGCGUGGGUGGGCUUUUCACAGCGACUCUCAUCUACACACAGACAGCACCAGUGGCGUUUGCCGAUGUCGGUUGGAAAUUCUACAUUUUGUUCAUCAUACUUCCCCUGAUCGGUGCAGGGUUAAUGUGGCACUUUUUCCCCGAGACAAAAUUGCUCUCGUUGGAAGAGAUUGGUCGUCUCUUCGGCGAUUAUGUUGCCAUGGACAUAAGACAACUCACUCCAAGGGGAAGGGAAGCGUUGGAUAGAGAAUUAGCCGUGGUCGGCUUUCCUGCUGAUGAAAUAGCUAGGGAAGUCAACGGUGCAUCAACUUCGCCUCCGGGGGACAAAGGGAUCAUCUCUGAAUCUCACCUCGAGAAGGUUUGA